GAGGGGGCUGGGUCUCCUGCCUUACCCCUAUCUCUUUACACGACUGCCAACCCGUCUAUAGAGUUAUUCCAGGAAUGUGUUGAACAUGGCUGCCGCGAUGAAGGCACAGAAAACUGGACUGUUGGAACUUCGAGUUACCGUGGACCGUUGGAUUCGUGUAUUAGCCACACUUACGGAGGAGACUUUAACCGUGAGCCCCGGAGAGGUCGCCGAAGAACCAGUGAAACCCAACCCAACUCCCGCCGGUGACAUUAAUGGAGACCCAGCCAACCUCAGCUCCUUUCCCGUCCCAGAAACGAUCACCAACGUUAAGCGCACGGUGAGAGUUACAAAGCAAGAUGUGGGAGGACUUGGAAUUAGUAUUAAAGGUGGGAAAGAGAAUAAAAUGCCUAUUCUCAUCUCGAAGAUCUUCAAAGGGUUGGCUGCUGACCAGACGGAGGCCCUGUACGUGGGUGACGCCAUCCUUUCGGUCAACGGCUCUGACCUCCGGGAGGCCACACACGAUGAUGCCGUGCAGGCUCUAAAGAAGACGGGCAAGGAGGUCAUCCUAGAGGUGAAAUACAUCAAGGAGAUGUCAGCCUUCUUUAAGAACACCUUGCCCGGUGCACCCCUACCCUGGGACUCCCCUCAUGCCACGCCACAGAAGGGCGCAGAUGCCCCCCCUACUGAGCUGAAGGAGGCAAGGACCAUCCCCCUGAAAAUGUGCCAGGUGACCAGGAAGCAGUGCCCCCCGGACACAGAGAACAGGUACUUUGAGGUGAUCUCGUCCAGCAGAAAGAGCUCCGUGUUCCUGAGGGCCAAGGACCCUGCCAUGGCCCAGUCCUGGUAUAACGCCAUCCAAGCCGGGGUUUCGGCCCUGGUGCCCCGAGUCAGGGAUGAGCUGAGGGCCAUGCAGGCGGGCCUGGAGGUCAAACACAUGGGAUGGAUCACUGAGCAGGCGACCCAGGGUCCAGAGAGACCGGUGCUGGCUCUGCUGACUGAGAGAGACCUGCUGCUGUACCCCACCCUUCCUGACAGUAAAGACGGCAUCAACAGCCCAGCCAAGAGCCACCCGCUCAUCACAACUCGACUGGUCCACUCAGGACCGGGGAAAAGCUCUCCCCUGCUGGACUCGGAGCUCUCCUUUGGGCUGCGCACCGGCACCAAGCAGGGCGUGGAGACCCACUUGUUCCGGGUGGACUCGGCCAAGGAGCUUUCAGCCUGGACCCACAUGCUGGUGGACGGCUGCCACAACGCUGCCGAGCUCAUCCAGGAGGUCACCACAGCCUGUAGCUGGAACGGGAAGGAGUGCAACCUGGGAGUGCACAUCGACGAGGGCUUUAGCCUGUUCACUGAGGAGAUGGGCAUCAGAAAAACGGUGCUCCUCCAGCAACCGUUCGAGCGUCUGCGCAUGUCCUCCGAUGACGGUGUACACAUGAUCUUCCUCGACUUUGGAGGGCCAGAGGCGGAGAUUCAACUGGACCUCCAUUCCUGCCCCAAGACCAUGGUGUUCAUUAUCCACUCCUUCCUUUCUGCUAAGGUCAAGCGGCUAGGCCUGUUAGCAUGAUAACAGAUUGACCUGCAACCCCUCUGCCCACCCUGAAAAACCACGGAAGCGUAUUUACACGAAGCCAUGACUCUAACAUUAGGAGGAUGUGAUAUCACUACAGAGGACAUGUCACCACUCUGUUUUAAACCGCCACCAAGGGGUUACAACAGACAGCAUCAAAAUUCAUGACGGCUUCUAAAUUUGUUACAGAAUUUUCAAAUGUUACCUGCACUGUUUACUGAUUGAAUUAUUCAGAGAGGUUUGUGUUUUAUCAUCCUAAAUGUACGUUACUUUUUUGUUUUGGCCGCCAUUUUGAGAAACAUUAUUUUAUGUCUGCUAUUAAGGAUGUUUUCCAAGUGCUGAUUCAGAGACAUUUUGAGGCUCCCUGCAUUUCUUCAGUAGAUUCAUAAAUGUUUCCCAUAGCCAAUAUCAACAUGAAGAUAAACUAUAUGUCAUAAAGCUGAUUUUAAACUUAACCCCUAAAUGGAUUAUUGCCACUGUUAAGUGAAAUUACUAAACAAAAACCCCACUCUCCAACUAACUUGAAUGACCUUAUGCAUAAGAGUACUAUGCCUUUGUAUCGAUACAAUAUAUACAUAUAGCCUUAUAGCUGUAGGUGUUUGGACCUAGAAACCUACAGUGCCUUCAUAAAGUAUAACAUUUUUUAAAAACUUGUUCCACAUUGUGUUGUGUUACAGCCUACAUUAAACAUGGAUUAAAUAUUUUUUUCUCAUCCAUCUACACACAAUACCCCAUA
This is a messenger RNA of Oncorhynchus gorbuscha (pink salmon), 2285 nucleotides long. RefSeq names its product alpha-1-syntrophin-like. Gene Ontology annotation, cellular component: dystrophin-associated glycoprotein complex; intracellular anatomical structure; neuromuscular junction. Gene Ontology annotation, molecular function: structural molecule activity; protein binding. The coding region runs from base 86 to 1546 and encodes 486 amino acids. The record is from RefSeq and is a predicted model, not a curated record. Lineage: Eukaryota; Metazoa; Chordata; Actinopteri; Salmoniformes; Salmonidae. The transcript is spliced from 8 exons.